UUAUAGCAACAGCACUUCAUCAUACACCCUCGUGUCUGCGUUUUCUGAACCCAGACCCAUCUGCUACCAUCUCAAAAAAAUGGGAGGUUUUCCGGUAGGUUCAAAGAAGAAGAAAAACAACAAAAAUCAACACGGUUUCGAAACCCUAGGUCUAAACCGCGAUGUAUUCAGUGGAAUCAAACGCAAAGGCUACAAAGUUCCUACUCCAAUUCAGCGAAAAACGAUGCCUCUCAUUCUCUCCGGUAUCGACGUCGUUGCUAUGGCUCGUACUGGUUCCGGUAAAACGGCGGCGUUUCUUGUUCCGAUGCUUCACCGACUUAAUCAGCAUGUUCCUCAGGGUGGCGUUAGAGGACUUAUUUUGUCACCGACUAGAGAUUUAGCGCAACAGACAUUGAAGUUCACCAAAGAGCUUGGUCACUUCACAGACCUUCGUGUCAGUUUGUUAGUUGGCGGUGAUAGUAUGGAAAGUCAGUUUGAGGAGUUAGCUCAGAAUCCAGAUAUUAUAAUUGCCACUCCCGGUAGGCUCAUGCACCAUUUGUCUGAGGUUGAUGACAUGUCCUUGCGUAAGGUGGAGUAUGUUGUUUUUGACGAGGCGGAUUGUUUAUUUGGUAUGGGUUUUGCUGAGCAGCUCCAUCAAAUUCUUGCCCAGCUUGGUGAGAACCGUCAAACCUUGCUUUUCAGUGCCACAUUACCCAGCGCUCUUGCAGAAUUUGCUAAGGCCGGUCUGCGAGACCCUCGUCUUGUUCGCCUCGAUUUGGAAACUAAAAUCAGCCCUGACUUGAAGCUUGUCUUUUUCACUUUGAGGCAGGAAGAGAAAUACGCUGCUUUGCUCUAUUUAAUUAGGGAACUUAUCGGUUCUGAUGAGCAGACUUUAAUUUUUGUAUCCACUAAACACCAUGUUGAGUUUCUCAACUCGUUGUUUCAACUAGAGGGUAUUAGGCCUUCUGUAUGUUAUGGAGACAUGGAUCAAGACGCUCGUAAAGAACAUGUGGCCAGGUUUAGGUCAAGAAAGACAAUGUUGUUGAUUGUCACCGACAUUGCUGCUCGGGGCAUUGACAUUCCAUUGCUUGAUAAUGUUAUCAAUUGGGACUUUCCUCCUAAGCCUAAAAUAUUUGUUCAUCGAGUUGGACGGGUUGCAAGGGCUGGUCGUACUGGUACCGCAUAUUCUUUCUUGACUGCCGAGGAUAUGGCUUAUCUCUUGGAUCUUCAUUUGUUUCUCUCAAAACCAGUCAAAGCUGCUCCAACUGAGGAAGAAGUCUUGCGGGAUAUGGAUGGAGUGAUGUCAAGAAUUGACGACGAAAUGUUAAAUGGAGAAACCAUUUAUGGUCGUUUCCCUCAAAAAGUCAUUGACCUUGUUUCUGACAGAGUUAGGGAAGUUAUUGAUACUUCUGCGGAGCUGGAAGCAUUGCAGAGAGCCUGUAAAAAUGCAUUUCGUUUAUACUCUAAAACAAAACCCUUACCCUCAAAGGAGUCCAUCAGAAGAGUAAAGGAUUUGCCACAUGAAGGUCUGCAUCCGAUUUUCAACAAAGUGUUGGGAACAGGGGAGUUAACGGCAAUUGCGUUUUCUGAGCAUUUGAAAAAUUUUAGGCCAAAGCAGACCAUUUUGGAAGCGGAAGGAGAAGCAGCUAAAGCUAAGCGUAGAGCAGGCCCUUCUGGUCAUUGGGUUGAUGUGAUGAAAAGGAAAAGAGCCGUUCAUGAUAGUAUUAUAGUUAAUGAACAGCAUUCGAAGAGUAAUGAACACCAAUCGAAGAGUAAUAGUGAAAAGGAGGAAAAUCAACCGGAAAUUACUUCUUCCAUGGAUAAAGGGAGAAAAGCAGCACGUGGCUCUAAGCGAAAGCCAAAUCCAGAAAGUUUCAAGGACGAGGAAUACUUUAUAAGUUCCAUACCUCAAAAUCAACACAUGGAGGCAGGCCUUGCGGUAAAAGCUAAUGAAGGCUUUUCUUCAAACAGAUUGGAUGAUGCUGUCCUAGAUCUAGGUGCAGAUGAUGGUGCUGGCAUUAAGAAACAAAAAUCUGUGUAUCACUGGGAUAAGAGGAGUAAAAAGUACAUCAAGUUAAACAACGGUGACCGUGUUGCUGCAAAUGGAAAGAUAAAGACAGAGAGUGGUGCAAAAACAAAGGCCAACAAGACUGGUAUAUAUAAAAAGUGGAAGGAACGCUCACACUCCAAGAUAUCUCUUAAAGGGACAAGUGCCGAUGGUGAUGCUCAGGAAUCAAGAAGUUCAAGAGGAUCUUACCAAGGAGGUGGUAGGAAUUACAAAGGCGGCAAGAAGCAGCAUUUAAUGCCCAAUGCUCAUGUCCGUUCAGAAAUCAAAGAUAUGGAUCAAAUUCGAAAGGAGAGGCAGAAGAAAGCCAGCAAAAUUUCUUAUAUGAAGAGCAAGUCGCCAAAGGGUAAAAAAUCGGGCAAACCUGGCAGAAAGGGAGGAAAUAAAAGAAAAUCCAAGUAGACGUUUUUUGGGCUUCAGAAGUUAAUUAGUCAUGGAAAGGAACAAAAUGAUUUCUACCAAAAUUCUGGUGCAUCUGUAUCUUCAAAAGAAUGAGGGGCAAAGUAAAGUAAGAAACCCAAGUAAUAGGAAAACGCAAAUUUUGGUCAUUAUUAUUUUUUAUUUACCAACGAAUUUUGUUGAUUAUUAUUUUUCAUUUGCCAACGAAUUUUGUAUGUUCAAACUUCAAAGUAAUAUAACACUAUUUGUUGUUUUACAUGGAUUGCUCCUUGUACACAGCAGCCCCUAGAUUAAUAUU
Medicago truncatula (barrel medic) is the source of this 2741-nucleotide messenger RNA. Its product is annotated as putative DEAD-box ATP-dependent RNA helicase 29. The record is from RefSeq and is a predicted model, not a curated record. Gene Ontology annotation, molecular function: RNA helicase activity; RNA binding; ATP binding. The coding region runs from base 80 to 2446 and encodes 788 amino acids. Lineage: Eukaryota; Viridiplantae; Streptophyta; Magnoliopsida; Fabales; Fabaceae. The transcript is spliced from 11 exons. Gene Ontology annotation, cellular component: cytosol; nucleus.